CUCCCGCUUAUUUCAUCUUCCUUACAAGGCUAAAGCCAGAAGCUUUCCUCUCGGCUGGGUCCCUUAAAAUCAGGAGAACAAACCCCAUGGAUCUCGGUGGAUCCAGCCGGGAUGUGCGGCUGACAGAGACCGGGAAGGAGGCGCUUCCAUGAGCCCUAUGGAAAGCACAGCAGAAGAGGCUGGUGCUCUCCAGAGAAGUGUGACAGUAACCUAUGAAUCGUAAACCAGGUGUCCAGUGAUGCAGAUCUUCUAAAGAAACGUGAAACCAAACCCAAAAAGAAAUCACUGAGGGGGAAAAAGUGCAACAUGAGAGCUAAAACGAGAACUGGCCUGUGGAGAAGAGCUGCUGGGAGCUCUGACAGACCUUGAGGACUCCUAGACAGCGCCUGCAGAUUCCCAUUGCAGAGCUGUGGGUUCAGCAGUCCAGGAUGGAGGUGCUACGCCGUUCCUCAGUCUUUGCUGCAGAGGUGAUGGAGGUUUUUGACAGGUCUCCCACUGACAAAGAGCUUGUGUCCCAAGCCAAGGCUCUCUGCAGAGACUACAUAAACUCAAGGCUGAUUCAGGCGGGCGUCAGCUGGAGCAAACCCGAGUACAACGCCCCAGUGCCUGGGGGUAAGCUGGCCGAGGUGUCCACCAUACUGCUACGACUUGGGGAUGAGCUGGAGUACAUUCGGCCCAACGUCUACCGGAACAUCGCGCGCCAGCUGAACAUCUCGCUGCACUCCGAGACCGUGGUGUCCGACGCCUUCCUGGCCGUGGCCGCGCAGAUCUUCAGCGCAGGUAUCACGUGGGGCAAGGUGGUGUCUCUCUAUGCCGUGGCAGCUGGGCUGGCAGUGGACUGCGUGCGGCACGCGCAGCCAGCCAUGGUUCACACCAUCGUGGACUGCCUCGGAGAGUUUGUCCGCAAGACCUUGGUGACAUGGCUGAAAAGGAGAGGAGGCUGGUGUCACAGAUUGUUGCUCACCCCGAGCUGCUGAUGGGCUCUUUACCACAACCACCACACAGAGGUGGAAGCUGUGAGCUGGAGGAUUGGAGAUGGAGUUGGACACCAGCACCGAGGUUUUUCCCAGCCUGGAGAGCUGAAUCCUCCCCAAAAUGGUUCUUCAUUGUUCACCAUCAUCUCUGCUCGCUGCUCUUCAUCCUCCCCUGUGGCUGGGAGGACUGGGAGGAAGGCAGGAGGCAACUGGUGUGGGAAUAUGGGAGGAGGGGACCAAGGUGUGAGUCCUGGGGAUGGAGCAGUGAUAGCCUGAGCCAUUCCUGGUUCUGGGGGAGUGGUGGCAGCUGUAGCAGUGCUCCCAUCCCAUGGCAUUUUGAAGAAUGUCCGAAGAGGACACAUCCCCAUGCCUGGAAGCAGCAUCUGAUGGGGCAGGAGGUGAGAAGGGAGCACACAUGCCUCCCCACCUGCUUCCCCUCCAUCUCCCCAACUCCUGGCAAACACUCCAGCCCCUGCUCUGCCUGGGAGCUCCUGCCCCAUCCCUGGGAGGCUGCAGGCAGGACACUGCACAGCUCUGGCUUGUCCCUCAGCCUCAGGGUGGGGACAAAUGGGACCAGGCACCCAAGGCAGCUCCAGCCCCUCUGCAUGGAGCAUGAGGACAGGGAGGGGUGACACACAGCAGGAUCAAAUGAGGAGCAAAUUCUUGGUGUCCUAAGUAAUAAAAAGCAGUGAGGUAUCAAACCCUUUAGGGCUUGAACCUUUUUGUCCCACACUGACAAACUGGACAGAAAAACCCCUCUUCCUCACCUCUCCCUUUGGCAAGAGCAGAGUGAGAGACACCCUUGGGGCCCCAGCCCUGCCCACAGUGAGAUUUGCAGGGCUGGGCUCAGGGUUGUGGUGUGACAAGAUGCUUGAUGAAGGCUCUGAAAGGCUUUGCUUGAUCUGCUCCUCCUCAUCCUCGCUGUCCAUAGCUGGUCCCACGUCUCUGCCCCCUGGGCCAUCUGCCCGCCGGCCGUGCUGCCGGUGGCCCCGUUUCCCCCGCUCCAUCCUGAGCACCAGGACUCAGCCUGCUGAAAUCCCCAGCCAGGUGGGAUUACCAGGCACUGUCUGGAGCUCCGAGCACCUGGGUUUUGCGGUCUUAGAGGACAGAACUUUGUGGAAAAUAAAGAUGGGAUAGGCUGAGAGUGUAAGAUGUCUCCUGAGGCAACAACUGAUUUAGCUCCUUGAGGGCUUUGUGCCAGAUGAAUUGGUUUUGCUGGAUGUUUUAGAUCCUGCUUUGCCCUGCCUGGGCUGGGAGACAGCCAUACUUCCCCAUGCAGCUUAAUACUUCAGGCAUGAUGGAAGAGCAGCUUAAGGACCCAUUAGAACGUGGCUGGCAGCCAGGAGUGGAUCCAGGCGAGCUGGGGUGGGUGUGUAAAAAGCAUCAUGGCACACUAGGACCUUUCAUCUCUCCACUGCCACGUCUAGGGAUGGGGUUUGGGGGGGCUGUGAAAAUAAUCUGGAAGAGAAGAUGUGUCAGAGUAUCUCCACCAGCAUCACACCAAGCCCCUGCAUGGGACGGGCUGGGAGCCUGUGGACAGCCUGGCUCGGCCCAGCUAAAAUUGAGGCCAGUGGCAGUGGGUGGGCAGUUCUGGGGUGUUUUUUUUUCUCCAGCCUGUCAGGAGAAACACAGACCCCUCAGCUAAAUCAACUCUUCACAGGACAGCCCUUGCCUUCCACCCACCUCCUUCAUCAUUUUGCAAACCCUGAAUUUUUCCUGGCCUAGAAAUGGAGACAAUGAGGGACCACUGCCAGUAGCUUGUGGAGGGGCUGUUCUGAGAGGUCCCCACCAGCCUAAGCCCUGCUUGAGGGCAGGUGCUUGGGUUUCCAGGGGAGUGGAGGACUCACUGAGAAAGCCUGGCAAGAGGAAAUAUUAAAUUGCACCUACGGGGGCAGAAGUCACCCCCAUUCCAAAUGGAUCCCCUCAUGGGAUGUGGCUUUGUGAAAGCCCUGGCACUAUCCACACCCAGGAGCAACAAAUCCAGACCUGAGAGGGCAACCUGGGUGAUUUGGUCUCAGCUCCAAAUACACCAUGCUGCAGGCCCCAAAUGAUGGGCCUGGACCACUACAGACCCCACAGGCACAUCCAGGGGCUCCUCCCAGCCCCGGCAGCAUCCCACAGCGCAGGCAAAGCAGCAGCCCAGGCAGUCAGGGAGGAACAGGAAGCAAGAUCCUUUAUUGUACACAGUACAGAAUGUAAUGCAGCUUUGCAGGAGAUACAUAGCCCUGCUUGAAUAAAGAUAUUUCAAAUCAGUCCUCAGAUUAACUCCUUCUGCACUGCAGACCUGCCACACCGAGCAAAUGGUUAAAAACCUGUCCCCAGGGUGGGGUUCCCAAAACCAAAUGCUCCCCAUGGGUACAGGCCACUGCAGCCACCAUGGGGAGAGCAACCAAGUCAUUGUAGAGUUAAUCUUCAUACUUCCCAAAAAAAAAAAAAAAAAAAAGAAUCAGACCAAAAAAAAAAAAACAACCAAAAAAAACCCCAAAAAAACCAAACAAAAAUUCCAACCGAAGCUAUCUAAAGAAGAGAAAAAAUUCCUAUACAGCAUUUACAACAAAACAUGUAGCCUGGUGCAGGGGAGGCAGGUAAGGAUAUAUGAGUGGUGGAGGAGUGUUAAGAGGUGCAGCGAGGGGUGGGGGGAGCUGGAGGGAAGUGGGGUAUUGAGGAAGGGGGGUGGGGGACCCCCCAUCCCUGCCCACCUCAGCCUUACAGCCCAGCUCCAAGGCCAUGCCGAGCAGGGGGAGCGUAGCUGAGCCAGUAUUGGGAUUCAGCCCUGGCUCCCCUGGGAAAGAGGACUGGAGCAGUGAAAUGGAGCGGACCAGAUCCUUCGACAGCCAUCCCAGGAAGCCACGGGCAUCGAGGGCUCCCCCUGCCACCAGGAAAGCCACAGGGGUGUCCCCAGGGGCUCCAGGGACAGCAGCCGAGCUGCAAAAAAUAGCUUUGCCUUAAAAUACAAAAAAUCUACAAAAAUCAGUUUAGAAACCUUUAGUAUUUUCCUAAAACAUCCCAAAAAAAAAAAAAAAUGAGAAACGAAGAGGAAGUUAGUGUCAGGGUCUCCUCCCCCAAAAUGCAACCCAUGGCCCAUAGCCAGAGCUGGGGAGGAUGGAGGGCACGGAGAGGAUGCAGGAGGUUCUGUGGGAACAACAGGUUAUAUGGGGAGGGGGCUCAGGAAGAAGGCAGAAGGCUCCUCGGGGUUGGGGUAGGAUGCUGCGCACAUCAGCCCCGGGGUGCUGG
This is a messenger RNA of Taeniopygia guttata (zebra finch), 4208 nucleotides long. The record is from RefSeq and is a predicted model, not a curated record. Lineage: Eukaryota; Metazoa; Chordata; Aves; Passeriformes; Estrildidae.